AUGGAUAUCAGAAACGCCACUCGGCUACGACGACGCAGAAAAGAUUGCGUUACGAAAUCCGGUCAUCUCGUCUCGUUACACAACAAGUUCCAAAAUGAUUUACUGGUGACGUAUGCUACCGAAAGGUUCAAUUCUUCUUAUUACGUCCGUAUGGGUCUGACGCGUGGUAACGGGCAUUCGGAUUGGGGCUGGUCCGACAACACUACUUACGAUUAUAUGAACUGGGCUUUUAUCUCUGGCAUG
Mesorhabditis spiculigera is the source of this 243-nucleotide messenger RNA. NCBI's taxonomy places the organism in Eukaryota, Metazoa, Nematoda, Chromadorea, Rhabditida, Rhabditidae. The record is from the annotation of a GenBank genome assembly.